Exophiala oligosperma is the source of this 2675-nucleotide messenger RNA. RefSeq lists its product as uncharacterized. Gene Ontology annotation, biological process: protein dephosphorylation. The transcript has 6 exons. NCBI's taxonomy places the organism in Eukaryota, Fungi, Ascomycota, Eurotiomycetes, Chaetothyriales, Herpotrichiellaceae. Gene Ontology annotation, cellular component: cytoplasm; protein phosphatase type 2A complex. Bases 338 to 2200 code for a protein of 620 amino acids. The record is from RefSeq and is a predicted model, not a curated record. Gene Ontology annotation, molecular function: protein phosphatase regulator activity.
UAUGACGGAAGCUCAAUGCAAGAGUGAUUAAUCCACGUUGCAAAUUCCCCCCAUAACAACUCAUUCCAAGUCACUGUGUACCGGGAACACGACAUCUUCCACCCGGGGCCUCACCUCAACAGUUGCUAUCACUCUAUUCGGCCCUUCAUAAUCGCCCUCUUGUGCACGAAAUGCACUGUAUCCUCAACUGAAAUCUCAUCUUGCAAUCAGCCUUUCUCCCUAUUUUAGGUUGCCCGACUUCAACCUCCGUCCUGCGAGUUCCCACGAAUAACACUCUCCCAUUGUUGGGACGCCUAGAGGAUCACGCGAUACAACAUACAUUUGAAGUACAUUGAUCAUGGAAGGACAAGACAACAAUGAUGAGCUCUACCCAAUUGCCGUUCUGAUCGAUGAGCUGAAGCACGACGAUGUCCUCCUCCGACUCAACGCGAUACACAGACUCUCAACUAUUGCUUUAGCUUUGGGUCCUGAAAGAACAAGAGAUGAGUUGAUACCAUUUUUGGAUGACUCUGUUGAGGAUGAGGAUGAAGUCUUGACAGCAUUAGCUGAAGAGCUUGGAAACUUCAUCGAAUAUGUCGGAGGACCAGAACACGGCCAUUGUCUCUUGGCGCCCCUAGAGAACCUCGCUGCAAUCGAGGAACCUCUCGUGAGAGACAAGGCCGUAGAAUCUCUCAACAAGAUUUGUGAACAAUUGUCCGAGCGACAAGUCGAAGAAUAUUUUAUCCCUCUUACCAUUCGACUUUCAAAAGCCGACUGGUUCACUUCGAAGGUCUCGGCUACCGGACUCUAUGUUACUCCUUAUCGAAAAGCCAGCGCGGCUUCACAACAAGGCCUUCGGACGCAAUUUGGCCAUCUUGUUCAUGAUGAGACACCAAUGGUCCGACGACAAGCAGCAAAUCACCUGGCAAAAUUCAUCAAAGAAGUCCCUACCGACAUAGUCAUUGACGAAAUGAUUCCCCUCUUCCAACACCUUGCAAGCGAUGAUCAAGAUAGCGUCAGGCUCCUCACCGUCGAAGUCCUGAUCUCCAUUGCUGAGGUCAUUCCCAAAGAACAGCAACCGAGCCACGGAGUGUUGUUGACGGCUUUGAGAAGCCUGUUCGAAGACAAGAGCUGGAGAGUCCGAUAUAUGGUCGCGGAGAAAUUCGAAAAGAUCGCGAAAGCCGUCAAUGAAGAGGUUGUAACACGGGACCUAGUUCCGGCAUUUGUGAAGCUGUUGAAAGACAGCGAAGCAGAGGUCAGAACGGCAAUUGCCAGUCAGAUCCCCGGCUUCUGCAGUCUGCUUGACAGGGAUACACUCCUCAACGAGAUCAUGACGAGCAUAGAAGAUCUUGUUUCCGACCCUUCACAGCAUGUCCGAGCGGCUCUCGGAACGCAACUCAGCGGGUUGGCUCCAAUCCUUGGGAAAGAAGAAACAAUCUCGCAUCUUCUCCCCAUGUUUCUCCAAAUGCUCAAGGACGAAUUCCCAGAUGUCCGCCUUCACAUCAUCUCGAAACUUGAACUGGUUAACAACGUCAUUGGCAUCGAUCUACUCUCACAGUCUCUCUUACCAGCCAUCGUCCAGUUGGCAGAGGACAAGCAAUGGCGCGUUCGCCUCGCUAUCAUCGAGUACAUUCCUUUGCUUGCCAAGCAGUUGGGUAUGAAAUUCUUUGAUGAGCAACUGAGCUCUUUGUGUAUGGGUUGGUUGGGUGACACAGUCUUUUCUAUCAGAGAAGCUGCCACCCAAAACCUCAAGAAACUCACCGAAGUGUUUGGUGUAGACUGGGCGAAAGAAUCCAUCAUUCCCAAAGUCGAUGCCAUGAGUAAACAAGAGAACUACCUUUACCGGAUGACGACCUGCUUUGCUAUAACGACGCUCGCCCCCGUUGUCACAUUCGAUAUCAUCCAGGAAAGCGUGCUUCCCAUGAUGGAUCGUCUCGUUACCGAUCCAAUCCCCAACAUCCGGUUCAAUGUCGCCAAAUCAUAUUCCGUGCUUAUUGACACACUCCGUCGCCUACCCGCCGAAGGCACGCUCGCUGAACUCGAGGCGUCAGACUCGGCCGCGUCCCAGCCCAACCCAAAGGGCGAGGAACUCAUCAACGACCAGAUCAUGCCCAAUUUGACGAAGCUACAAGACGACUCUGACGUUGACGUCAGGUAUUUUGCCACGAUCGCGGCUGGAGGUACCUGGAAUGCCGGCGAGAGGAUGGAUACGGGACAGUAGUGCUCUCACGAUCAAACUCCUGCCAUGGGUUCUUCCGUGCCGUGGUAUGGGGUCGUCCUCUCGUAGAACCGUACAAGACUGGCAGUGUGCACAAUGGACCCAGACAAACAUGGAUGACUUGAGGAAAACUUAGGUACGGAUACGUACAGGGUUCAACGAGGUAAGGCUAUGGGGAACGAGGUGGCCUAGCCUUUCCAAAGCCGAGCGAGUUGCAAUGUGGACCUGUGUAUACGAGACUCGUCCGUAUGUGUGCGCGUGCAUUACGGAGUAGUGUCUGGUUAUGUGGGUGUGUGUUUGUGUAUGUUUGUGUGUGUGUGUGACAGAGAGAGAGAGAGAAAGAGAGAGAGAAGAUACCAAUUCCGACUGCGAGAAGAAAAAAAGAGAUAGCGAACAAGAACAAAGAAUAGAAAGAAGCAGUGCGAAGCGGUCGACAUGUUGUGCUUUGCUUUGCUUUGCUACGCCACACUUGUGCCUU